AUGCGGGCUCCAUCGGUUUGGGCGUUGUGGGUGGUCUUAUCCCGGGACACUGGGCCUGCUCGGCUGCUGCUGCUGCUGCUGCUGCUGCUGCUGCUGCUGCUGCUGGUGGUGGUGGUCCGCUCCCCGCUCGGCGAUCUCGCCGACAUGUGCCCUCAGCAGUACGUCUCCAUCCAAUACGGGCCGGCCAAACACCGGCCCAGAACCGGCGGCCGGAGUUCUGGGAGCCGCGGGUAA
Molecule: messenger RNA, 234 nt
Organism: Fonticula alba
Lineage: Eukaryota; Rotosphaerida; Fonticulaceae
Exons: 2
Coding region: 1-234 (77 amino acids)
Source: RefSeq, a predicted model, not a curated record